AUGAUAAGGGAGGGUGCCUCUCACUACUACACCACCUCACCUGUCUUCCAUCCUGUGUGUCUUUCAUCCAGCUGGGGGCCCCCUGUUGAACCCCUUCUCUGUCUGGGACUGGCUCUGCGCCUGCCGGGCCGUCGCUACAGACCGCAGAUCUGCUCAGGAGCCAGGAUUUACUUUAUCUUAGAAGAAGGGAGGGUGCGGAUAGAAAGUGUAAAAUGUGGAACAGCUGAGCUAAAGAUGGGAUCACUUUUGUCAUACUUUGACCGCCUGUGCGGGAGACAAAGAGGCAAAGAGGAGGAGCGACACCUGCGAGCUAAUGACAGACCUUUCAACCUGUCUUAUCAGUAUGCUGACAAUGCGAUCAAGACCUCCAAAUACAACAUCUUCACCUUCCUCCCACUCAACCUCUUUGAGCAGUUCCAGAGGCUGGCCAAUGCCUACUUCCUCUUCCUCUUCUGCCUUCAGUUAAUCCCACAAAUCUCGUCUCUCUCCUGGUUCACCACGGCUGUCCCUCUGAUCCUGGUGCUCUCCAUAAGUGCAGUCAAGGACGCCAGUGAUGACAUAAACAGACACAAAUGUGACAAGCAGGUGAAUAACCGGAAGGUCGAUGUCCUCAUCGAUGGAGAACUGAAGAGUGAAAAAUGGAUGAACGUUCAAGUCGGAGACAUCAUCAAACUGGAGAAUAAUCAGUUUGUCACAGCUGACCUCCUGUUGCUGUCCAGCAGUGAGCCUCUCAACCUGGUCUACAUAGAAACAGCUGAAUUAGAUGGUGAAACCAAUCUGAAGGUGAAACAGGCCCUGACUAUCACAGGAGAGAUGGGUGACAGCAUCGAGGGGCUGGCUCGCUUCAACGGUGAGGUGCGAUGUGAGCCGCCCAACAACCGCCUGGACAAAUUCAAGGGCACCCUGAGUCUGAAUGGACAAACGUACUCGCUGGACAACGAGAAGGUGCUGCUGAGAGGCUGCACCCUGAGGAACACCGAGUGGUGCUUCGGUCUCGUGAUCUUUGGAGGUCCUGACACCAAGCUGAUGCAGAACUGCGGCAAGACAACGUUCAAGCGGACCAGCAUCGAUCACCUCAUGAAUGUGCUCGUGUUGUGUAUCUUCGGUUUCCUGGCUUGUAUGUGCGCCAUCUUGGCUGUUGGUAACGCUAUUUGGGAGGCGAAGGAGGGAUCGGUGUUCACAGCCUUCCUCCCUCGCCCUCCCGGGGUUAACACUCCCUUGUCUGCCUUCCUCGCCUUCUGGUCCUACGUCAUCAUCCUCAACACUGUGGUGCCCAUAUCGCUCUACGUCAGCGUGGAAAUCAUCCGUCUGGGCAACAGCUUCUACAUCGACUGGGACAGGAAGAUGUAUUACCCCAAAAAUGACACGCCUGCCCAGGCGAGGACCACCACCCUCAACGAGGAGCUGGGCCAGAUCAAAUACAUCUUCACUGACAAAACGGGCACCUUGACACAGAACAUCAUGAGUUUCAACAAGUGCUCCAUCAAUGGGAAAUCGUACGGAGAGUUGCUUGAUUUUAAUGGACACAGGAUGGAAAUAACAGAGAAGACAAAGAAAGUCGACUUCAGCUGGAACACACUGGCUGACCAGAAGUUCGUGUUUCAUGACAACAGUCUGGUGGAGACGGUGAGGGAAGGAAACCCAGAGGCACACGCCUUCUUUCGCUUACUGGCUCUGUGCCACACUGUCAUGCCUGAGGAGAAGAAAGAUGGAGAGCUUUACUAUCAGGCGCAGUCACCUGACGAGGGCGCUCUGGUGACGGCAGCAAGAAACUUUGGGUUUGUUUUCCGCGCUCGGACACCAGAGACCAUCACAACGGUGGAGAUGGACACAAAAAUUACCUACGACCUCCUGGCUGUUCUGGACUUCAACAAUGUCCGCAAGAGAAUGUCUGUCAUAGUGCGCAACCCUGAAGGCAAGAUGACUCUGUACUGCAAAGGAGCAGACACCAUCAUCUACGAGAGGCUGCACCCUUCCUGCAAUAAACUGAUGAAAGUCACCAGCAGGCACCUCAGCGAGUAUGCAGGUGAUGGACUACGUACGCUGGCUCUGGCCUACAAGGACCUGGAUGAGAGCUACAUGGAUGACUGGAUGAAACGACACCAUGAAGCCAGCGUUGCCAUGGACGAUCGAGAGGAGAGACUCGAUCAACUCUACGAGGAGAUAGAAAAAGACCUGCUGCUGCUGGGAGCGACGGCCGUGGAGGACAAGCUCCAGGACGGUGUGCCGCAGACCAUAGAGCAGCUGGCGAAAGCUGACAUCAAAAUCUGGGUGCUGACAGGAGAUAAACAGGAGACAGCAGAGAAUAUCGGCUAUUCAUGCAACAUGCUCAGGGAGGAGAUGAAGGAUGUUUUCAUUGUGGCGGCCGACACAGCCGAGGGAGUGAGAGAGGAGCUACAGAAAGCAAGAAGGACAAUGUGUCCAGGCGCACCAGAGAAGGCAUCUGUGAUCGAGGCUCGCGCCGGCCUGUUCUGGCGUCUGAAGACACAGACUGUGGAGGAUGAGAAGGUGGAUGGGGAAUAUGGCCUCGUUAUAAAUGGCCACAGCCUGGCCUUUGCCCUGGAGAAGGACAUGCAGCUGGAGCUGCUGAGGACAGCAUGCAUGUGUCAGACAGUGAUUUGUUGCAGGGUCACCCCUCUGCAGAAAGCCCAGGUGGUGGAGCUGGUCAAGAAGUACAAGCAGGCUGUCACGCUGGCCAUUGGGGAUGGAGCCAACGACGUAAGCAUGAUCAAAGCUGCCCACAUCGGUGUCGGUAUCAGCGGCCAGGAGGGCAUGCAGGCUGUGCUCUCCAGUGAUUUCUCCUUCGCCCAGUUCCGCUACCUGCAGCGCCUCCUGCUGGUCCACGGCCGCUGGUCCUACCUGCGCAUGUGCAAGUUCCUGCGCUACUUUUUCUACAAGAACUUCACCUUCACCUUCGUCCAUUUCUGGUACGCCUUCUUCUGCGGCUUCUCUGCACAGACUGUAUAUGACGAGUGGUUCAUCACUUUGUACAACCUGGUGUACACGGCUCUUCCUGUUCUUGGCAUGAGUCUCUUUGACCAGGAUGUUAAUGACCGUUGGAGUUUCCAGUAUCCUCAGCUCUACUCUCCUGGCCAGUUAAACCAGUACUUCAGUAAGAAGGCCUUUGUACGCUGCAUGUUGCACAGCUGCUACAGCUCCCUCAUCCUCUUCUUCAUCCCCUGGGCCGCCAUGUACGACACCGUCCGAGAUGACGGCAAAGAUAUCGCGGACUACCAGUCCUUUGCUCUGCUGGCACAGACCUGUUUGCUCAUGGCAGUUAAUGUACAGCUGUGUCUGGACACCCAUUACUGGACAGCUGUAAACCAGUUCUUUGUAUGGGGCAGCCUGUCUGCCUACUUCGCCAUCACAUUCACCAUGUACAGCAACGGCAUGUUCCUCAUCUUCACCUCCGUAUUCCCUUUCAUUGGCACUGCACGAAACUCUCUGAACCAGCCUAACGUGUGGCUGACCAUCCUGCUCACCUCCAUCCUCUGUGUACUUCCUGUGGUGGCUUUCCGCUUCGUUCUCAUGCAGCUGCGGCCCACCAUCAACGACAAGGUGAGGUAUAAGAUGCGAAAGGAGGCGGUGCCAGCUCCCACACCCCGCCGCCACCCCAGGAAGGUCAGCACCCGGCGGUCAGGCUACGCCUUCUCCCACGCCCAGGGCUACGGCGAGCUGGUGACAUCUGGACGGUUCUUGCUGAAGCGACCCACAAAGAGCCGGUCGACCCUUUUCUCUCAGGUUGACUCCCCUCUGGCCCAGAACCAACCCCAGCAGUACCGCACCAUCACUGAGGUCCCGGAGGAGCCACAGAGCACGUAG
Messenger RNA from Myripristis murdjan (pinecone soldierfish), 3822 nucleotides. RefSeq names its product phospholipid-transporting ATPase ID-like. Gene Ontology annotation, molecular function: ATP binding; ATPase-coupled intramembrane lipid carrier activity; magnesium ion binding. The transcript has 29 exons. Bases 1 to 3822 code for a protein of 1273 amino acids. Gene Ontology annotation, cellular component: plasma membrane; trans-Golgi network. Gene Ontology annotation, biological process: Golgi organization; phospholipid translocation. NCBI's taxonomy places the organism in Eukaryota, Metazoa, Chordata, Actinopteri, Holocentriformes, Holocentridae. The record is from RefSeq and is a predicted model, not a curated record.